AUUCCGAUAAUUGAAAGCUUAUAGUGGGUUGAGGUCGGAUUGACGCCCAACCCAUCACUACCCAAUGACAGCCCAAGGCCCAAACCCUAGCCUUCCAGAUUGAAGAGCUGAAUUUCUGCUUCUGCGGGAAGUUGAAUUUUAAAUAAACCCUGCUUCUAUAUGAGGGUUUUCUCUCUUGCUUUUCGAUUUUGGUUCCUUUUUCUUCCCGGACCUGGUCGGAAAGAUUUUUCUGCUUUUUUUUUCUUUGGUAGUUCGAUUGAAGGAUCUUUACUUGUUUUCACAGAGUAAAGAUGGGAAUUAGGGCAUUGGCGGGAAUGGAGGUUCCCAUCAUCGGUAGCGACUCCGUGAAUUGGGUUGAGGUCUCUGUCCCUUCUUCCACUUCCGUGUCGCAUGCUACUGCUACUUCUUCUGCUUCGCCGCCCUUCGCCCCUCCGACACAAGAUGCCGCCUCAUGCUCCAUUGUUGGUGAUCCUCCUACCCAUCUUAUUUGGAGAAUUCACAUAACUAUGCCUCGGGUGCUUGAGUUACUGGAGCUAUGUGCUGGUAAAGAAUUUCCGAGGAUUGGAUUGCGAAUCGUAUUUCCGGAUGCACUUUCCCCAUUUGCAUUUAUUUGCGAAUCUGAGAUUGAACAGGUGUCUGGGAAGAAGCUGUUCCUCCUCUACGCGUUAACAGUGUCAGGAGUUGCUUACCUUCUGAAACUUAAGACGAUUUCUGCUUAUGUGCCUUGCUCUGUCUUACCCCUUAACGAAAUUAUAGAGUUCAAUAUGCAAACUUAUUCUGACCACGGAGCAAUAACAGUCGUAGCUGCAACCAUGGGGUGUCUUACAGUUGGGAGAAAUGAUGGAUCUGUUGGCUGUUUCCAACUUGGCAUGCUUGACCAAAGUGCUUUAGGUUUUGCGCAUGAGCUGCGGGAUGACUCAGGCAUUGGUCGUUUGUGGGGUCUUGUGUCAAGGGGUAGAGCUGCAGGGGCUGUGCAGGAGUUGAUAAUAUCUGAGGUGCAUGGAAAAAAACUUGUUUUUGUUCUUCAUUCUAAUGGUAUAUUACGAGUGUGGGAUCUUUUCAGCCAUAGCAGGGUGUUCAGUCAUACCUUGAGUGCACCAAUGUCGACAGGAGCUAUGUUUUCCAGGUUAUGGGUGGGAGAAAUGGACCACAACAGAAAUAUUUUUCCUUUGGCAAUCUUGUGUAGAGGGACACUGGAUGUUAACUGGGAAACGAUCUCUGUAUACAGCCUCUGUUUUGGUCUGACAGACAGGAUUAUUUUGGCACUGGAGCCUUCAAUGCAGGAUAUCCCUCUGGAGACUGGGCAACUCAUUGAUGUGAAUCUUACUUCAGACAAGAUAUGGAUACUUAGAGAUAAUGGAUUGACAUUCCAUAGCUUGUUUCAUGCAGAUGGUCGAGUGGAAGAAGCACGCUUAUAUGCUUUACAUGAACUAUUUGUUGCUGACCAGUUAUUUCAAGGCUCUGAACGUUCUGUCGAUGAUCUUGUUUGGAUAACUCAUUCAGUGUAUUCUUCUGCGAAGGAUCAAAUAGCCUCUGUCCUAUCUUCAAUUUUCUUGUGUAGGUUGCUUCAUCCUGGGGUUUAUCAUACUAUUGCCCUGCGUGCAACGUUUGAAGACUACGAUAAACACUGGACAGAUUCUGAGUUCCAAUCGCUAAAUGUUGAUGGGCUUAAAAAGGAAAUUCUUUUGCUGAUUGAGCAUGAGGGUUUCAAUGAAAGUCCAACUUCAAUAUUUUAUCGCUGGAAAAAUUUUACUUGCCGCUAUUUCAAUAACUGGUGCAAGAACAAUGCACCAUAUGGUUUUCUUGUUGAGACCUCAACUGGUACUGUUGGUUUAAUCAGGAAAAAUUCAAUUUCUCUUUUUCGGUCCUUGGAGGAUAUUGAGCUUCUUAUCCAUGGCUCUUUUGAUGAGCUUAGUGACUUUGUGAGCACUGGGUUGGACUUGUUUGAUGAUAUUGAAUGUGAGAUUAUUUUUGAAGUUAUCCGCUGUGUUAGCAAUGUCAGCCAACAAUUGGGCAAAGCAGCUUCAGCUAUAUUUUAUGAAUCCCUUGUCCAUAUGCCAAUUCUUUCGUCUGGAGAUAUUGUUUCUCGCUUGCUAAAGCUGUUGGAAACCGGAUAUCGUUCAUCAAUAUCAACACUAAAUGCAACAGACCUUGGGGCGGAUAUUUCCUGGGAGAAAGGAAUAGCAGAUCACAAAAAUCUGAGGAAAUUCUCUUUUGACAUGCUUGUUUCUCUUCAUGCUCUGCACAAGAAAGCUACGUCAUGGGAAAGAGUUUUGAAUGUUGUCAAGAGCUAUUUGAAAUUUCUUGUUCCUCAAAAAACCACACAAAAUAUUGAUUCUGAAUUAGUUCUAAAUAUAGGAACAUCUGCCCUGGUUCAAGCUACUUCUCAGGUUGCAAGAGUGAUGUUUGAGUCUGCUUUUGACAUACUUCUGUUUCUGCAUUACCUUGUGGACACUAGUGGGCAGAUCCAUAUGCUCCAUGAUGAUAUAUCUCGUAUACAACUUGAAUUGGUGCCGAUGGUACAAGAAAUUAUUACAGAGUGGCUUAUCAUUCAUUAUUUUGGAACUACAGGAACAGAAUCGCCUGCCAUUGAAGAUUUCAGUUCUCAACUUUCAUCAUUAAAAAUUGAUAGCAGCAUUGAUAAAAGAUCAUGGAAGGAGAAGCUGGGCAAAUGUGACUUUGCAUUGGCUUUUAUUCUGCUACUAAAUAGUCGAAGUUCCUCUGGAGGGGAGAGCCUCCUUUCUUUGAGAAAUCUUCCUUGUCCGCACGAUUUCAUUAGUUCAGUGCGUGACUUUGCCAGCUGGAUUAUUUGGGGCACCACUGGUGAGGAGUCUUCUCGGCUUUUCAGCCAUGCAACCAAUAUUGCAGUGAUACUGCUCAGGCAUGGGCAGUAUGAUGCGGUCGAGUUUCUACUUUGUAUCGUUGAUGCACAUUUGUGCAAGGAGAAGAUAUCUGAAUGUAUUCAGGCUAUUGAUGGUGAAUGGUGCACCCUCCUCCAUCUUCUCGGAUGUUGCUUUGUUGCUCAAGCACAUUAUAGGCUACGUGGAAGUCUGAAGGAGAGGAAGCUUUGUGAAGCUGUUCGUUGUUUCUUCCGAGCUUCAUCUGGACAGGGAGCUUCUGAGGCUCUGCGGGGACUUUCUUAUGAGGCAGGGUUGCCCCCUCCUGGUUUUGGUUUUGUGUCCCCUGCAGCCUGGAAGCUUCAUUAUUAUCAAUGGGCUAUGCAGAUAUUUGAGCAAUAUAAUUUCAGUGAAGGUGCAUGCCAAUUUGCCCUUGCUGCUCUUGAGCAAGUUGAUGAAGCUGUUGCUUCAGAAAAUAAUAGCCAAGAGACACAUCUUCUUAAUGAGCCAGCAACCACAGUUAAAGGACGACUUUGGGCAAAUGUCUUCAAGUUUACGUUAGAUCUUAACCAUUUCAAUGAUGCAUAUUGCGCUAUAAUUUCAAAUCCAGAUGAAGAGAGCAAACAGAUCUGCUUGAGGCGUUUCAUUAUUGUUCUAUAUGAACGUGGUGCUGUUAAGAUUCUCUGUGGUGGGAAAAUACCUUUUAUUGGUUUAACAGAACAGAUUGAGAGAGAGCUUGCUUGGAAAGGGGAGCGUUCAGAUAUUUCAGCAACGCCGAACAUGUAUAAAUUGCUUUAUGCUUUUGAAAUGCACCGACAUAAUUGGCGGAAGGCAGCAGGAUACAUAUACCAGUAUUCAGCUCGUAUGAAAAUGGAAGCAGCUCUGAAAGAUUACCAGCAGCGAUCCUUGGCACUACAAGGGAGACUGAAUGGGCUUUCUGCUGCAAUCAAUGCACUGCAUCUUGUUCACCCUGCAUAUGCUUGGAUUGACUCUACAAGUGAGGAAAAUUCUUUUGACAAUGAGCAUUAUCCAAGUAAAAGGUCUAAAAAAUCAGAUGAAAAACAAUUUGGGAAUGAUGCUCAACCUCUAAGACCACAAUCUCAUGUUGAUCUUGAUAAACUUGAGAAGGAGUUCACACUAACGUCCGCGGAAUAUAUGCUGUACUUGGCAAAUGUGAAAUGGACAUCUGCUGGAGUGCAAAUGCUCCCUUCUGAUUUAGUUGACCUACUUGUCCAAAUGAACUUGUAUGAUAUGGCAUUUACAGUCCUCCUGAAAUUUUGGAAGGAUUCACAAUUGAAGAGGGAACUGGAAAGAGUUUUUGUUGCCUUGUCAUUCAAAUGCUGUCCAAGUAGGGCAGAUUCAUCAUUGGUUGGGAAUGAUUUCAGUAAGCAUGUUCUUUUGUUGACAUCUUCGAAGGAUGAAGGAGCUGCUCAUGGUUCAUUGGACGCAUGUUCAACUCAACAGCCCAACUGGAACAGCCAAUGGGAAACACUCGAGUUCUAUCUUGAAAAAUAUAAAGGCUAUCAUCCCACAUUACCUGUAAUUGUUGCUGAAAGUCUUCUUCGUACAGAUUCCCACAUUGAAUUGCCGCUUUGGUUGGUUGAUAUGUUUAAGACUGGCCUACAGAGAAAUACUUGGGGAAUGACAGGCCGGGAACCAAGCCCUGCAUCUUUGUUUCAACUAUAUGUUGAUUAUAGCCGAUACACAGAAGCUACUAAUUUGCUGCUCGAGUACAUAGAACGGUUCGCAUCAAUGAAACCUGCAGACAUAAUUCAGCGGAAAAGACCAUCUGCAGUUUGGUUCCCAUACACCACGGUGGAGCGGCUAUGGGGUCGACUUGAUGAACUGAUUACAUUGGGUCACAUGGUUGAUCAAUGUGAGUAUCUGAAAAGGCUAUUGCAUGGAGCUUUGCUGCGUCAUCUUAAACUGGUGAAGGUGGAUUCAGAAGAUGCUCACUCUUCUGCAGCCUGUUGAGAAAUUUAGAGACAGAAUUUGUAGUAUGCUAAUCUGUUAAACUUUGUUUGAUUCUCUACUCUUGAGGCUAUUGAUUAAUUUGAAAUUAAGAUCUCCAAGCUA
Molecule: messenger RNA, 4913 nt
Organism: Malania oleifera
Lineage: Eukaryota; Viridiplantae; Streptophyta; Magnoliopsida; Santalales; Ximeniaceae
Product: nuclear pore complex protein NUP160
Exons: 2
Coding region: 291-4811 (1506 amino acids)
Cellular component (GO): nuclear pore
Molecular function (GO): structural constituent of nuclear pore
Source: RefSeq, a predicted model, not a curated record